Molecule: messenger RNA, 2001 nt
Organism: Trichechus manatus latirostris (Florida manatee)
Lineage: Eukaryota; Metazoa; Chordata; Mammalia; Sirenia; Trichechidae
Gene: FIGNL2
Product: fidgetin like 2
Exons: 1
Coding region: 19-2001 (660 amino acids)
Molecular function (GO): ATP binding; ATP hydrolysis activity; microtubule severing ATPase activity
Source: RefSeq, a predicted model, not a curated record
GGUACAGCUCUGUCGAAGAUGCACUGGACACCGGAACACGCCCAGCCCCUUAACCAGUGGCCAGAGCAGCACCUAGACGUCUCCUCCACCACCCCGUCACCGGCCCACAAGUUGGAGUUACCCCCUGGGGGUCGCCAGCGCUGCCAUUAUGCUUGGGCACACGAUGACAUCUCCGCCCUCACCGCCUCCAACCUUCUCAAGCGCUACGCGGAGAAGUACUCAGGGGUCCUGGACUCGCCCUACGAGCGCCCCACCCUGGGCGGCUAUGGCGACACCGCCUUCCUCAACGGCGCCAAGGGAGACUCCGAGCCCUGGCCAGGGCCCGAGCCGCCCUACCCCUUGGCCUCACUCCACGACGGCCUCCCGGGAACCAAGUCGGGCAGUGGGGGCGGUUCCGGAGGCCUGGGAGGCUCCCCAGUUUUAGCCGGGAACCUGCCUGAAACCCUCUACGCCGGCAAUGCGUGCGGGGGCCCGUCGGCGGCGCCAGACUACGCUGCAGGCUACGGAGGGGGGUACCUGGCGCCCGGCUACUGCGCGCAGACGGGCGCUACGCUGCCCCCGCCGCCCCCAGCCGCGUUACUGCAGCCACCGCCUCCGCCCGGGUAUGGCCCCUCGGGGCCUCUGUACAACUAUCCCACAGGGGGCUACGCCGCGCAGCCCGGCUACGGUGGCCUUCCGCCGCCGCCGGCCCCGCCGCCUACCCCCUACCUGACCUCGGGCCUGGCAGCGCCCACGCCCCUGCCCACGCCGGCCCCAUCCCGGCCGGCGCCCACCUCCUACAGCUUCCAGGCGGCCGCUCCGGCUGCGGAGGCCGGGGUCUCGCUGAAGCGCAAGGCCGCCGACGAGGUUGCAGAGGGCCGCUACCGCAAGUACAUCUACGAGCCCGCCAAAGCCCCCGCGGCCGACGGCGCCUCCUACCCCACCGCGGACAACGGCGAGUGUCGGGGCAACGGGUUCCGAGCAAAGCCAACGGGAGUCGCGGAGGAGGGGUCGGGCAAGUACGGUGGCGGCGUCCCCCUCAAAGUGCUGGGCUCCCCUGUGUACGGCCCACAGCUCGAGCCCUUUGAAAAGUUCCCGGAGCGGGUCCCGGCGCCGACUCCCCGUGGGGGCUUCGCGGUGCUGUCGGGAGAGGCUCUCAAAAGCGUGGACCCGGGAGCCCUGGAGCUAGUGACAAGCAAGAUGAUGGACUGCGGCCCCCCUGUGCAGUGGGCAGAUGUAGCAGGCCAGGGCGCGCUCAAAGCGGCGCUGGAAGAGGAGCUGGUAUGGCCCCUGCUGAGGCCACCCGCCUACCCGGGCAGCCCACGCCCGCCGCGGACCGUGCUGCUCUUCGGGCCGCGGGGCUCCGGCAAGGCACUGCUGGGCCGCUGCCUCGCCACGCAGCUGGGCGCCACGGUGCUGCGCCUGCGCGGCUCGGCGCUGGGGGCUUCGGGCGCCACGGAGGGCGUGCGCCUCCUCCAGGCCGCCUUCGCGGCUGCGCGCAGCCGCCCGCCAGCAGUGCUCCUCAUUAGCGAGCUGGACGCGCUGCUCGCAUCUCGGGACGAUGGCGGCGGCGCCGCCGCCGGCGCGCUGCAGGCGCCGCUUCUGGCCUGCCUGGACAGUGGCUGUGGUGCGGGGGCUGACGGCCUGCUGGUGGUGGGCACCACGUCGCGGCCGGCGGCCCUGGAUGAGGCGACCCGCAGGCGCUUCGCUCUCCGCUUCUACGUGGCGCUGCCCGAUGGUCCGGCCCGCGGGCAGAUCCUGCAGCGAGCUUUGGCCCAGCAGGGCUGCGCGCUGAGUGAGCGUGAGCUCGCGGCCCUGGUGCAGGGCACCCAGGGCUUCUCCGGCGGCGACCUGGGGCAGCUGUGUCAGCAGGCAGCAGCCGGGGCGGGCCUCCCGGGUCUGCAGCGUCCCCUCUCCUACAAAGACUUGGAGGCAGCAUUAGCCAAGGUGGGCCCUAGGGUCUCCCCCAAGGAGCUGGACUCGUUCGUGGAGUGGGACAAAAUGUAUGGCUCCGGACACUGA